Pollicipes pollicipes is the source of this 1396-nucleotide messenger RNA. RefSeq names its product TRPL translocation defect 14 (gene Ttd14). Gene Ontology annotation, molecular function: phosphatidic acid binding; phosphatidylinositol binding; GTP binding. The record is from RefSeq and is a predicted model, not a curated record. The coding region runs from base 2 to 1396 and encodes 464 amino acids. Gene Ontology annotation, biological process: photoreceptor cell maintenance. Lineage: Eukaryota; Metazoa; Arthropoda; Thecostraca; Pollicipedomorpha; Pollicipedidae. The transcript has 10 exons.
GAUGGCGGCUGCGGCGGUGAAGUGGGGAGGGUGUCUCCUCCGCGGAGCCGUGUCGGCCUCGUGCGCCCGAGGAUUCCUCAGGCACUACCGGGCAACGUCAUGCGGUGACAGCACGUCCGUCCUAAGAGGCGACAUUAACAAGAUGAAUCGAGUCGUGUACAAAGUGGUGCUCACCGGCGGCCCUUGUGGAGGCAAAACCACAGGACAAACCAGGCUCAGCACAUUCUUCGAAAAUCUGGGAUGGAGGGUGUACCGGGUACCAGAGACGGCCUCCAUCCUGCUCAGCGGUGGCAUCAAGUUCGCCGACUUGACCUCGGGGCAGGCCCUGGAGUUCCAGAACAACCUGUUCAAGACGAUGGUAUCCAUAGAGAACACCUAUUUUGAGCUGGCGAGCACGGUGGACCAGAACUGCCUCAUCAUCUGCGACCGCGGGACCAUGGACGCCAGCGCCUUCGUGCCGAAGGAGCAGUGGGACGAGAUCAUGGCGCGCAACGGCUGGUCUUCGGUGGUGGAGGUGCGCGACAACCGCUACAACCAGAUUAUCCACAUGGUGUCGGCGGCCAACGGCGCCGAGGAGUUCUACUCGCUCGAGGACCACAGCUGUCGCAGCGAGGACCUGUCGCUGGCGCGGCACCUCGACAACAAGGCGGCCGCGGCCUGGGUCGGCCACCCUUACUUCGACGUCAUGGACAAUUCGUGCGACUUCGACACCAAGAUCCGGCGCACGAUCGCGACGGUCUGCCACCGCCUGGGCAUCGACACUGGCGACCGGCUUGCCACCGGCUCCAAGAAGUUCAAGUUCCUGAUCAGGCCGCCGUUGCCCGACACGUCUGCCUUCCCCGGCUUCCAGGACUUCGAGGUGGUGCACCACUACCUCAACACGGGCAGCAAGCGCAUGCAGACGCGGCUGAGGAAGCGCGGACAGAACGGCACCUGGUCCUACACCCACACCAUCCGCAAGCCGGAGAAGCUGGGCCAGACGGUGGAGGUGAAGACGCAGAUCUCGCACCGCGACUACACCAACCUGCUGGAGCAGGCUGACCGGCGCCACCUGCCCGUCUACAAGACGCGGCGCGCCUUCCUCUGCAACGACCAGUACUUCCAGCUGGACAUUUACCGGGAGCCGCACCACGCCAGGUGCAAGGACCUGCUGCUGCUGGAGACGUACUCGACGCUGCCGGUGGCCGAGCUGGAGCAGCGGCUGCCGCCGUUCUUGUGCGUGGCGGGCAACGUGACCGGCCAGGCCGAGUUCUCCAUGUACAACCUGUCGCUGCGCGAGGAGUGGGACGGCCAGAACUUCUACCGCGGCCCGGCCGCCGAGGACGAAGUGGACGACCAGUCGGCGGCGCCCGGCGGCCAGGCGCCGCCGACCAGCUGCAUGUGCAACGGCAGCUAG